Molecule: messenger RNA, 2020 nt
Organism: Dromiciops gliroides (monito del monte)
Lineage: Eukaryota; Metazoa; Chordata; Mammalia; Microbiotheria; Microbiotheriidae
Gene: HPDL
Product: 4-hydroxyphenylpyruvate dioxygenase like
Biological process (GO): aromatic amino acid metabolic process
Molecular function (GO): 4-hydroxyphenylpyruvate dioxygenase activity
Source: RefSeq, a predicted model, not a curated record
CCUCCCGGUGCUUCAAAGGCAUUUAGGCUGGCCGACCCGGCCAGACCGAGGAUCUCAGCUCGAGCAUCCUGAGACCUAGACUCUUCUGCUUGGAGCCCUCGGACGACGAGGCGCUCACUACCUGUCGGGCCGCUGCUUUGCCGCCAUGGCCGUCCCCGUGGGUCGCCUCUGCCACAUCUCCUUGCACGUCCCCCGCGGCCAGCCCCUGGCCCGGGACCUGCAGCGUUGCUUUGGCUUCCGGCCCGUGGCCGUGCGGGAGGCCGGCGGCUGGCGUCAGCUGGCCCUGCGCAGCGGGGACGCCGUGUUCCUGGUGAAUGAGAGCGCGCCGGGCUCGGGGGGGCGGCCGCGAGGACCCCUCUACGAUGUGGACCCCGCGCACGCCGUGCCCACCGCCUCCAACGUGUGCUUCGAGGUGGCCGACGUGCGGGGCGCCGUCGGGGCGCUGCGGGAGCUCGGCUGCCCUGUGGCCGUGCCGCCCCAGGCCGUGGCGGAUGCCCAGGGCACCGUCACCUACGCCGUGGUGCACUCCCCGGUCGGCAACCUGAGUCACACGUUGCUGGAGCGGGGCACGUACCGGGGGCCCUUCCUGCCUGGCUUCCAAGAGUACGGCCGACCCGGCGAUGGCCACGGCCAGGGCCACAGCGGCUGGUUCAGCCACGUGGACCACGUAGCGCUGGCAUGUCCGAGGGGGCGCUCGGCCGCGUGGCUGCGCUGGUACCAGGAGUGCCUGGGUUUCCGACGCUUCACUCUGGGCCCGGCUGAUGACCACCCUGAGCAGGGCUUGGAGAUCCGGGCCGGCCGGACAGGGGGCCUGCGUCUGGCGGUCCUGCAGGCGCCCCCGGGCAGUGCGGCCCCUAUGCUGGUGCUGAGCGAGUCGCUGUCCAGCCUGCGGGGGGCCCAAGACCAGGUGGAGCUCUUCCUGGCCCAGCACGGGGCCCCGGGCCUGCAGCACGUGGCCCUCUACACUGGGGAUAUCCUGACGACAGCCCGUCGGGUCACCGAGGCAGGCGGCCGUCUGGUGGCCCCUCCUGCCACCUACUACCAGCAGGCCCGCAAAGUGGACCAGAUUUCGGAGGCGGGCCAAGAACUGGGGAAGUUGGCAGAGCUGGGCAUCCUGCUGGACAGGGAUGGAAGGCAAAGCGAGGGGCCCAGUUACCUGCUGCAGGUCUUCAGCAAGCCCCUCUUCAACCAGGAGACCUUCUUCUUGGAGCUGAUCCAGAGGGAGGGGGCCACGGGCUUCGGCCAGGGCAACAUCCAAGCCUUGUGGGAGGCAUUGGAGGAACACAUGGCCGCCAGCCAGAGAGAGCCCCGCUGAGGAAGAGAGCCUUCCUAGCCGAGCUGCACCUUGUCACCCUGCUCUGCUCUGCUUUCUGUGCCAGCCUUGGCCACUUCGGUGCAGAAGCCCAGCCCCCUCUGGGUGGUGUGUGCGUGUGUUCGUGUGGCCUUACCCCCAUCUUCCUCCACUUGGAGGGGCCUGGAAGUCUAGGAUUUGGUUGGAUCCUGUCUUCCCCACACCCCCAUCCAAGGGAGCCAGCUGAGCCGCCUUUCCAACUUGAAGCACUCCCGGCAUCCUAAGGAAUCUGGACCGGCCACAUCUGAAUGCCUUCAGUUCACUCAGAAGACAUGGGUUCAGACGCUAGUGCUGCUUCCUCGGUGACCUUGGACUUGGCCCUUCCCGGUGAUGGGUCCCGAUUUUCUUCCCUGGGAUAAAAGGUCCUUCACCUUAAGUCCGGGGACCCCCUGACAGCCCCAAUGCCCUUGGCAGGUAUUAGUCACUGAAUUGCCUAGCCUGAGGCUGUGCAGGGCCCUUCACCUCAGCCAGGUGUGAUAAGAUUGGCACAGACUCUGGUGGCUAGGAAGCUGCCAGGAGUCUGGCACCAGCCAAAAGCCGUUCCUAAGCUAUGAGGGUGGGGCGGAAGGGGGCGCUUCUCGGAACCUGAGGUGGAGGGUCCCUUGGUUGGGUUGGGGAAGGAGACCCUUGUCCCAGCUUCCUACUCUGUCUGUCCUCACCUAAUAAAGA